Cottoperca gobio is the source of this 647-nucleotide messenger RNA. Its product is annotated as vasoactive intestinal polypeptide receptor 2-like. Gene Ontology annotation, cellular component: plasma membrane. NCBI's taxonomy places the organism in Eukaryota, Metazoa, Chordata, Actinopteri, Perciformes, Bovichtidae. Bases 284 to 637 code for a protein of 117 amino acids. The transcript has 4 exons. Gene Ontology annotation, molecular function: vasoactive intestinal polypeptide receptor activity; G protein-coupled peptide receptor activity; peptide hormone binding. Gene Ontology annotation, biological process: adenylate cyclase-modulating G protein-coupled receptor signaling pathway. The record is from RefSeq and is a predicted model, not a curated record.
ACCACCGCCUCAGUGGAACUCCGCACACCGGACGGUCCCGGAUUCUUAACACAGGAACCAGUUUGUGUCCGUUUGAACAGUUUCUGGAGUCAUUUUUAUUUUUUGGGGGGGAUGUUUGUUCCCAGCUGCUGAACCAACGUGCCCAAAAAAGUGAUUUGCUGGCGACAUUUUUACACAUUAAAGUUGCAGUUUGGUGGCAUUUCACUCCAGUCCACGUGUUUCCUGCUGAGGAUGUCCGUCAGGUGAGCUGCUGUCCAGGUGAGCUGGAUGAGAUGUGCCCAUAAUGGCCUUUACGCACCGGCUCGCUCUGCUCCUGCUCGGCUUCUCCUUCAUCCACACGGUUAAUGGAAAGUUUCCUCACUGCCAGUUCCACUGGGAGAUGCAGAGAGCCAAGAGAGAGUGUGAGACGCAGCUGCAGCAACAGACGCCUGCUGUCACAGGAUGUCACGGCGAGUGGGACAAUUUCUCUUGUUGGCAGAGCGUGACGUUGGAUGAGGUGAUGACCCUCCCCUGCCCCUCCCCUGUCCUGCGCCUGUUUGGAAAGAAAGGUAACCUCAGCAGGAACUGUACAGAGGGCAGGCUGGUCCGACGUCUAUCCCGUCAUCACCAUCGCCUGCUGGUCCAACAACACAGAUGAACCCAGCGAG